Messenger RNA from Dichomitus squalens LYAD-421 SS1, 463 nucleotides. RefSeq lists its product as uncharacterized. The transcript has a single exon. Lineage: Eukaryota; Fungi; Basidiomycota; Agaricomycetes; Polyporales; Polyporaceae. The record is from RefSeq and is a predicted model, not a curated record. Bases 191 to 376 code for a protein of 61 amino acids.
UUGAACGUGCUAGUGCGUGAACACUCCCAAUCUUUGUUCGAUACCCGUUCCUCUCAACGCUUCUCAUAAGUCCACCUCCCUGCCAGGCGUCUUUUCCAACUCCUCCGCAGAAUCGGCACCCAAGACCGCCCCGAGAUUACGUGGAGUCUCCGUCCCGGUGCCGUCCCUUUCGUUCCAGCUUCUCGACAGGAUGGCUUCCACCUUCUCCAAAGCAGCGUGUCGCGCGCGAAACCGUUCCGCUGGUGUGGCCCUUCCGUACCUUUCCGCGCGCGCCUUAUCCGGUGAGCCCGAGGACGCGGUCGUGAACGACUCGGAAACAGUGUCCACCGAAUCGUUGCUGUCCGCCCGCUUGGCAUGUGGUGGCAGGGGGACGUAGGUCUGAGGCAUCCUCUGCGGGGACUUCUUCAGGCGAUUGCGGAAGGGCGAUGACUCUGCGCUAGACGGGAAGGGAAGGAGUGGCGGC